AUGCUCAAAGUAUUGGUUCUUGCAUUCUUUUUCACCGUCGCUGCAUCAUUAACAGAUGGAGAUAUGGAACUUAUGCUUGUCCAGGCGGUGUGGCGACAUGGAGAUCGUUCACCAACAAAAACGUACCCAACUGAUCCAUUUCAAGAUGGCAACUGGACAUUUGGUGGUGGAGGAUUCGGUCAGCUAUCACCGAUUGGAAUGAGGCAACACCUGAUCCUUGGAAAACUUUUGCGAAAAACCUAUGUUGACAGUGGAUUCCUCUCCAAGAGAUAUUCAUCGAAAGAGGUGAGAUCUUAUUGCACUUAA
Cylicostephanus goldi is the source of this 306-nucleotide messenger RNA. Lineage: Eukaryota; Metazoa; Nematoda; Chromadorea; Rhabditida; Strongylidae. The record is from the annotation of a GenBank genome assembly.